GCUACAGGGAUGAAGUGCUCUACUUUCUUAGUUCUAGUGAGAACACGGGCAGCAGCGUUUUGGAUCAGCUGCAGCUGUCUGAUGGACUUUUUAGGCAAACCUAUAAAUACUCUGUUGCAGUCAUGAACUCUACUAAAGAUAAAUGCAUGAAUGAGUCUUUCCUGUUUGGGCAUCAAUCCUUUAAUCCUUGAAAUGUUCUUCAGGUGAUAAAAUGACUUAGUAAUUGCCAUUAUGUGCCUCUGAGCGUUCAGGUCUAAGUCCAUCAUUACACCAAGAUUUCAAGCCAUAAUCAAUAGAUUUCAUUAGCUGAUUGUCAGAAGGCUCAGAACACAGGAUUCAGAAUUCAGACAAGAGAAAUCGUGAUAUAUUUAAAAGGUGCUUAUUCAACAUAGCGUGUGGAUGCUCGUCUCCUGCAGCUGGCUCAUUGGAAACUCUGGCAGAGUUCAGUUUGUGCCCAGAAGAAGGAGUGUUGUCCAGAGGAGCAGAACUCCUUAGUGAGCCGGGACCAGAGAUCCAGGAGAGAGGAGGAGCCGCGUCUUGCAGCAGCUAGAGCAUGCAGAAGACCAGGAGGAUAAUCCAAGCCGUGGUCAGAAGACAGGUCCGACGUCGACAACAGGCAGAAUCCAGGUAACAGUCGAGAAACAAAGUACAGGCAAACAGAGCAAACAGGGGUGGCUAAGACUCGGAAGUCUAGAGGUAGAAACAGGUCAGAAACAGGCAGAACAUGAAUCAUGACACAAACAGGAAUGCUAGAAUUAGCCCGAGCUGGAAUAACCUGGCACCAAUGGCUGGGAAACGGAGGUAUAAAUAGCAGCAGGAACAGGUGGAUCUAAUAAGAGAUAAUGAGCACAGGGCGGAACAAAUCAGAUAAGAGAAAAAGAGGUAAAACCCAGCCUAUGGUGUCAAGAUCAUGACACUGAUGUUGGGUGUAAAUUCUGGAUCUCUCUCCCUUUGGUCAACGUAUUUUACUCAGUUUUAUUUUUAUUUAUUUCAACAAAAUUGAAAGAAAAAAAAAUCUAAAUAUGCAAUAUUAUGAAAACGUUUAAAUCAGAAAGAUCCUGGGGAAAAAAUGUCAUGUCAUUCCUGCUGAACCAUCAUGGAACAGAAACAGAAAUAGGUUUACCAGCUUUUUUUUGCAAGAACAACUUUCUCUGCUGCCAGUAUUCACCACAGCUGAAUACAAUCACGUCAGAGAUCCUCAGACCUAUUAAAUGCAGAACUAGAUAUACAAUGGGAUCUUUUUAAAAAUCUAUUUAAAGAAAGUUCAGAUGCUCUUUUUUCUCACUCUUAAAGCUGAAUCUUUCUAAAAAUAACUCUGAAGUGCCUAUUUUGGUUUGUACUCUCGAAGAAAGAGUUUGUGUUAGGUUGCCAAAGUAUCUCUGAACAGACGAGCUGUGGGUUGCCAAGGGCUGCAGGGAGGGAGGAAGAUGGCAUGGGAACAGUUAGUUACACAUGGCUGUUCUCGCUGUUCUUUAGAUUUUACACAUAAAACAAGAGACAGGAGCUCAAUGAAGCCCUUGUCUUUUCAAAGACACACAAGAGCUGUCGUCAGAGCAACCACCAACCUCCUCCCUGUCCUCUCCUGAUCAUUACUGAGCGUGUGCAUCUUAUAGAGGUGGUAAACAACUGCAGGUCAGACAGCUGGACAAUGAACUGACGUCAGGCCGGCUCAAUCACAUUUGCUUAUCCGGUGACGACAUUAAGCUAUUUUUGCCAAAAAGAAAACUUGAAGGGAUCACAUUUUAAAGAGAGAGAGAAAAGAUGAAGACAACAGAGGGGAUGGGGGAACGAAGAAGCCUUAAAGGAAAGAGGAGCAGAGAGAUCGGAUAAAGCUGUGAACAGCCUGUCUUCAACAAGACACUCCAGAGGAGAAAUAUUGGGAAAAACUGAGGAUCUCACCCAACUUAGAUGAUGGAAGUGGUUCUGACCAGACUGCGGGACUUCUCCUGCAAGACUUCAACCUUUAAUAAUCAAUCAGAAGCGAGUUCAUGCAGAAAUGCUCAGAGCCACACUUACCACAGAUGCACAGCUGGAAGAGAAAGCAGCAGAUUGGACAUAGGGAGUGCACUGGCCUGGCUGCGAAUGGAGCUGAUGGAGAUGCGUUCCCAGGACCAAGCUCUGAUCCGGCAGCUUAUGCACCUUCAUUCGGGGAUCCAGGAGCUCAAACAAGAGCUGUCUGAGGAGGAGGAUACAGAAGAGGAGGAAGAAGAGGGCAGCUGUUGGGAUUCUGACAAUGAGGAAGGAAUCAGCAGAUUUGACACCAACUAUCUCUGUUGGAAGAUGCCUCAGACCUUUCACUUAGGUAGUACAGCUGGAAAAAAGCUCCACAGGAGAAGCUCUGUACCUUAGAGAUUCAAAAUUUGGAAGAAAUUGUAAUGUUUGAAACAUGUGUACAGUUUUGUUGCAUUUUAUAAAAAAUUAUAGGGUAGAUUAGUUUGGAUACCUUUAACUACACAUCCUCAAUGAAAAUUUUAUUUAUCUCACACUCAAGGCUGUAAAACAGAAUAAAAGAAAAAUAAAUCAUGUGGACCUUGGAUCAGAUGUUUACUGAUUAUUACCAUUGUUGUAAAAGUCAUGUUCACUUUUAAGAGGUUUUCCUGUGACUUAAGAACAUUGUAUGAGGUUAUGGUACAGUAGUGGCACGGUCAUGCUGAGGGUCUGGCAAAUAAUAAACUUCAUUUUCAAUACACAGCUUAGUAGGUAAUAAUUGAGCACAAUUGGGUUAUCCAACAUAGCAAUAACCAUGAAACACAUCAAAUCUGUUUGGAAUAGAGACUGUAAACCAAGGUGCCUAAGUAACAUCUUAAAGGGCUACCAUUCUGCACCCGCCAGGUAGAUUGCUUCACCCACACACCUGAAUUGAAUCAGCUACAUUAGAGGGCCUCUGCAGAGCUGAAGGAUGCCUGUAUUCAAAAUGCAUCUAAAAGUUGCAGGACAUGACCUCUAGAGGACUGGAAUUGGAGAUACUGUAUCUGCUGUAGGCUAAUAAUAUUUGUCAGAAAUGGCGUUAAUAAAAUGUUUUAUGGACUAUACCUAAAAGCAGGGUACCUUCCAAGAAAGGGAACAAAUCUGAAUCGGUUCCAUCACUUCUAAUAUGAUGAGUGAUCAAACAUCAGGCGGAAUUUAUGCCAACAAAAAACGGUACGGGGGUUAAAAGUAUAAUACUUAAUACAAAAUCUACAAUAAAUCCUAGCUUUUGACUUCAAAAUAAUAUGUUUUAGAACUUACUAAAGCAUCUGAUUGCAUCUUAAAAAGCUGAAAAUAUAGAAAAAAAUCAUGUAUGUAAAGUC
Cyprinodon variegatus (sheepshead minnow) is the source of this 3290-nucleotide messenger RNA. Its product is annotated as chromosome unknown open reading frame, human C20orf202. The record is from RefSeq and is a predicted model, not a curated record. The transcript has 2 exons. Bases 1909 to 2349 code for a protein of 146 amino acids. Lineage: Eukaryota; Metazoa; Chordata; Actinopteri; Cyprinodontiformes; Cyprinodontidae.